UUUGCAGAUCGAUGAGAUGUCUUCGCAGGUGGCGAAGGCAUUGGGGUCGGUGCGGGGCUCUGGCGGUGUCCCGCACUCGCCGGGCGAAGAUCGCGAGACCUGGGGCGGCAAAGUGGACUUUUUGCUGAGCGUCAUCGGCUUCGCUGUCGAUCUGGCUAAUGUCUGGAGAUUUCCUUAUCUUUGUUACAAAAAUGGCGGUGGUGCAUUCUUAGUCCCAUACUGUAUAAUGUUGCUUGUUGGAGGCAUUCCACUCUUCUACAUGGAACUUGCACUUGGUCAAUUCAAUAGGAAAGGUGCAAUCACGUGUUGGGGAAGAAUAGUGCCUCUAUUUAAAGGAAUCGGUUAUGCGGUGGUGGUGAUAGCCUUUUAUGUUGAUUUUUACUAUAAUGUAAUAAUAGCGUGGGCACUGAGGUACUUCUUCGCGUCGUUUACAUCCGAACUGCCUUGGGCAUCGUGCGACAACUAUUGGAAUACUCCUGCUUGUAGACCUUUUCAAUAUACAAGAGAGAAUAUUUCAGCAGCUGCACAAAUUGAUAUAACUGAUUCGGAAUCGCCAGCAGCCGAAUAUUUUACGCGGGUUAUUUUGGAACUUGACCAAAGCGAUGGAAUUCACGAUCUAGGAAGAAUCAAGUGGGAUAUGGCACUAUGUCUUUUGGCUGUCUAUAUUAUCUGUUACUUUUCACUUUGGAAAGGAAUUAGCACAUCAGGAAAGGUGGUGUGGUUUACAGCAUUGUUUCCUUACGUAGUAUUAAUAAUUUUAUUUAUUCGCGGAAUUACGUUACCAGGAUCAGCAGAAGGUAUUAAAUACUACUUAAGUCCAAAUUUUACAACUCUGACAAAAGCCGAGGUUUGGGUUGAUGCAGCCACUCAAGUAUUUUUUUCUUUGGGGCCUGGAUUUGGUGUGCUUUUGGCAUAUGCUUCCUACAAUCAGUAUCACAACAAUGUAUACAAAGAUGCCUUGUUGACUUCCAUGAUAAACUCCGCCACAUCAUUUGUUGCUGGUUUUGUGAUCUUCAGUGUAUUAGGAUAUAUGGCUCAUGCUUCUGGUCGUUCUAUACAAGAUGUUGCGACCGAAGGCCCUGGUCUUGUUUUUAUUGUUUAUCCAGCAGCAAUUGCAACUAUGCCAGGAAGCGUUUUUUGGGCGCUCAUCUUCUUUUUGAUGUUGCUCACACUUGGUUUGGACAGUUCUUUUGGCGGUUCUGAAGCCAUAAUAACGGCCUUAAGUGAUGAAUUUCCAGUAUUAGGAAGACACAGGGAAAAAUUUGUUGCAGUUUUAUUCGUAAUAUAUUUUCUUGUUGGACUCGCAAGUUGUACUCAAGGUGGUUUCUACUUCUUUCAACUUUUGGAUCGAUACGCAGCUGGUUAUAGCAUAUUGGUUGCAGUACUUUUUGAAUCUAUUGCUGUCUCUUGGAUAUAUGGCACCGAACGAUUUUGCCAGGAUAUAAAGGACAUGAUUGGUUUCUCACCUGGUAUCUAUUGGAAAGUUUGUUGGAAAUUUGUGGCACCUAUAUUCCUAAUCUUCAUUACAAUGUACGGUUUACUAGGUUACGAACCAUUGACUUAUGAAGGUUACGUAUACCCUUAUUGGGCAAAUGUGAUGGGAUGGUGCAUUGCUGGUUCAAGUGUUGCCAUGAUCCCGAUUAUGGCUGUGAUCAAAAUUCUUCAGACAAAAGGCAGUCUUAAACAGCGAAUACACAUUUUGCUGAUACCUUGGAGAGAUUCUCAGAGAGCGGUAAAUGGUGAAGUCGAGUCAGGUGAAAUGCUGGAGGUGUGCGCCAGCCUGACUGCUCCUGCACCAGAAGCCGUCUGAAAUAAUAAUAGUAUUUUAAAAAAAUACUUUAAUUUAAUUAAUUUAUUAAGAACGUUUGCGACGUAUGUUUGGAUUUA
Ctenocephalides felis (cat flea) is the source of this 1887-nucleotide messenger RNA. Its product is annotated as sodium-dependent dopamine transporter-like. Gene Ontology annotation, biological process: sodium ion transmembrane transport; dopamine uptake involved in synaptic transmission. Gene Ontology annotation, cellular component: neuronal cell body membrane; neuron projection; presynaptic membrane. The record is from RefSeq and is a predicted model, not a curated record. Gene Ontology annotation, molecular function: dopamine:sodium symporter activity. Lineage: Eukaryota; Metazoa; Arthropoda; Insecta; Siphonaptera; Pulicidae.